Salvelinus fontinalis (brook trout) is the source of this 5117-nucleotide messenger RNA. Its product is annotated as CDP-diacylglycerol--glycerol-3-phosphate 3-phosphatidyltransferase, mitochondrial-like. Gene Ontology annotation, cellular component: mitochondrion. Gene Ontology annotation, biological process: cardiolipin biosynthetic process. The record is from RefSeq and is a predicted model, not a curated record. The coding region runs from base 3197 to 4591 and encodes 464 amino acids. Gene Ontology annotation, molecular function: CDP-diacylglycerol-glycerol-3-phosphate 3-phosphatidyltransferase activity. NCBI's taxonomy places the organism in Eukaryota, Metazoa, Chordata, Actinopteri, Salmoniformes, Salmonidae. The transcript has 10 exons.
CAAAAUUGGCAGUGAAUCAAAUACUUGUUCUCCCCACUGUAUGUUAGUCACAUGUCUGUGGAACUUGUUCAGUUUUUCUCAGUUGUUGAAUCUUCUUAUGUUCAUACAAAUAUUUACACGUUAAGUUUGCUGAAAAUAAACACAGCUGACAGUGAGAGGACUUUUUUUUUUUUGCUGAGUUUAUUAUUCUUACAUUUCACAUUCUUAAAAUAAAGUGGCGACCCUAACUGACCUAAGACAGGGAAUUUUUACUAGGAUUAAGUGUCAGGAAUUGUGAAACUGAGUUUAAAUGUAUUUGGCAAAGGUGUAUGUGAACUUCCGACUUGAACUGUAUUCAUGGUCAUAUUAAUUUGGGCACACCGUAGCAAAACGUUUAGAAGUGAAAAAUGAAAAUGAGCCUUAUUGUUCAAGUGGUCACUCCAUGUUUUAGUUUGUUUUCUUCCGUUUGAUGGGAAUGAAUGACACAUUUGUCUGUCAAUGCCCUCCUGACUGUGGGGUAAAGGAGGGAGGGAAGAGAGGAGGAUUGUGUUGCCUGUUAGCAGUAAUAAGAAACUGUUUGGAUGGAAGACACAUGAUCUAAAUUAACCCCCGGGACAAACACGUACAAUGGCAGCCACACGUACUCACAACUAAAAUUGCUUUCUUCUAGCUGUCACCGAUAUGCCCCUAUUGCACUAACUUUUUUUCAUAAAUUCCCCCAGCACAUAUCUCAGCUCUCUAAGAUCUAUCCUCAUGAUAUUACCACUGUUCUACGAAGAGUGAAACUAGUGUGUUCUCUCUAUAGACACUGUAUUCCAUUGUACUUACACCCAUCCAACCUUAGUCCAGUGGUAAAACAGGGGUAGUAUUGUAUACUUAACCUAUAUGGAUAGGACACGGAGAUGUUGGAUCACCAUAAUAAAGAUUAUACUUCAUAGCUUGUCUACCUGUUUAAAAAAAAAAAUAAUAAUAAUAAUAAUUAAGAAGCCUAUAUUCCCUUGUCUCUCCAUUUGAUAGGCUAUGAAUAUGACGGAAGGCUAUGAUUCAUCGUUUUUAUGCAUGGCUUUUUCCAGAUCAAACAAUUAAUGUUUUAUCUCAGUUAUUUGAAUAGCCUAAAACCUUAAUGUAGCCAGAGGACUAAUUAUAAGCGAACAAUAUCAAUAGCCGGGAAAAUCCCUCAAUGCGAGUUUGAAAACCAAAUUGUCAAUCUAUCCUCCUCCUAGGCCUAUCAUGAAAGACAUGUUAAAGUUAUGAACAGUAGCUUGUUUCCCAAAUAUUCUAGCCUAUGAAGUUCUAGCCUAGUUGUUGUGGCUUUCAAAAAUAACAGAUGAAAGUCUAUAGCCUAGACUAUUCUCAUUCACAGCUUUGAGGGAUAGUACGAACAAUAUUAUAAAUGUUUCUAUUUUAUUAGGCAAAAAAAGCUAUUAUUAUCCAGUUGUGAAGACGGUAGACUGCUUCUAUCCAGCCCAUGAUGAAGGCCUAUAACCUAGCUCACUUCAGUAAGAUGGCCCAUUCCUCUUCACUGCUCCAUCAUGUGCCUGCGCACACACACCUGCUCUGCUUCUCCACCAGAAAGUAGUAUUAGAGAAGAUUUGCCAUCGCCUGCACUUAGCCUCUGCCCAGGCUUUCAACAUUCUCUUUCGUCAUGAUUUGUCCAGUUGCAUUUGAAUUCGCACUAUAGCCCAACGGUCAUUAGCUGAUUUAAAAAAAUAUAUAUAUUUGGGGGAGUAGCCUCAAAGGGGCGACAUCAUUGUAUUGUUAGGUUUUAAAUAAACAGAGUAAAAACUCAGUAUGACUAGUAAAGCUCAAACCAGUUUAUUCACCAACAGGGUCACACAGCUGCAUAAGACAAAGACAUACAGUUGAAGUCGGAAGUUUACAUACACCUUAGCCAAAUGCAUUUAAACUCAGUUUUUCACAAUUCCUGACAUUUAAUCCAAGUAAAAAUUCCAAGUCUUAUGUUAGUUAAUGUUAGUUAGUCAGAAUAAUAGUAGAGAGAAUGAUUUAUUUCAGCUUUCAUCACAUUCCCAGUGGGUCAGAAGUUUACAUACACUCAAUUAGUAUUUGGUAGCAUUGCCUUUAAAUUGUUUAACUUGGGUCAAACGUUUCGGGUAGCCUUCCACAAGCUUCCCACAAUAAGUUGGGUGCAUUUUGGCCCAUUCCUCCUGACUGAGCUGGUGUAACUGUAGGCCUCCUUCCUCACACACGCUUAUUCAGUUCUGCCAACAUAUUUUCUAUGGGAUUGAGGUCAGGGCUUUGAUGGCCACUGCAAUACUUUGACUUUGUUGUCCUUAAGCCAUUUUGCCACAACUUUGGAAGUAUGCUUGGGGUCAUUGUUCAUUUGGAAGACCCAUUUGCGACCAAGCUUUAACUUCCUGACUGAUGUCUUGAGAUGCUGCUUCAAUAUAUCCACAUAAUUUUCUUUCCUCGUGAUGCCAUCUAUUUUGUGUAGUCCCUCCUGCAGCAAAGCACCCCCACAACAUGAUGUGCCACCCCCUGUGCUUCAUGGUUGGGAUGGUGUUCUUCGGCUUGCAAGCCUCGCCCUUUUUCCUCCAAACAUAACGAUGGUCAUUAUGGCCAAACAGUUCUAUUUUUGUUUCAUCAGACCUGGGGACAUUUCUCCAAAAAGUACAAUCUUUGUCCCCAUGUGCAGUUGCAAAUCGUAGUCUGGCUUUUUUAUGGCAGUUUUGGAGCAGUGGCUUCUUCCUUGCUGAGCGGCCUUUCAGGUUAUGUCGAUAUAGGACUCGUUUUACUGUGGAUAAAGAUACUUUUGUACCUGUUUCCUCCAGUAUCUUCACAAGGUCCUUUGCUGCUGUUCUGGGAUUGAUUUGCACUUUUCGCACAAAGCUACGUUCAUCUCUAGGAGACAGAAGACGUCUUCUUCCUGAGUGGUAUGAUGGCUGCGUAUUCCCAUUGUGUUUAUACUUGCGUACUAUUGUUUGUACAGAUGAACGUGGUACCUUCAGGCAUUUGGAAAUUGCUCCCAAGGAUGAACCAGACUUGUGGAGGUCUAUAAUUCUUUUUUUUCUGAGGUCUUGGCUGAUUUCUUUUGAUUUCCCCAUGAUGUCAAGCAAAGAUGCACUGAGUUUGAAGGUCAUCCGUGUUGCUCUUAGCCCCUCUCCUAGCGGAGGCAGACCCCUCUCCCCUUCCUGUCUUCAGGUCCCCUGGCUCGACUGGAGUUCAGGGCACCGAUGGCCUCCGUGCCCGCUUCCGCUGGAUGGCAGAACACGUGCCUGCCUUCAGGGUGCCCGGCGCACACAUCCACAUCCUCACAUCCCCUGACCAGUUCUACCACACCAUGAAGGCUCGUAUAAAGACGGCUAAGCGGCGGGUGGUGAUGGCCUCCCUGUAUCUGGGUACAGGGCCGCUGGAACAGGAGUUGGUGGACUGUAUGCAGGAAGCUCUGAAGCGUUCACAGGAGGGUGACAACCCCGACCUGCAGGUUUCCAUUCUACUUGACUACACUCGUGGCUCACGAGGUAAGACUAACUCUAGAACCAUGUUGCUGCCGUUGCUGAAGCAGUACAGCAGUCAGAUGCGUGUAUCUCUGUACCAUACCCCUGACCUGAGAGGGCUGCUCCGGCUCCUGGUCCCACAGCGCUUCAACGAGACCAUCGGGGUACAGCACAUCAAAGCUUACCUGUUUGAUGACGACCUCAUCAUCAGCGGGGCCAACCUGAGUGACUCGUACUUCACCAACAGACAGGACCGCUACGUGCUCCUGGAGAACUGUGGGGAGGUGGCCGACUUCUUCUCUGAUCUGGUGGGCGCCGUGGGUGACGUGUCGUUACAGCUACAGACCGACAACUCUGUGAGCAUGAUGUACGGCAUGGUGCACCCCUACAGAGGCAACAGGGAUGAAUUUUCGGCGUCGGCUCGGCAACACAUCAUGGAGGUGGUCAACACGGCUCAUGCGCGGCAACACAUCGCCGAAUCAGAACGUUUAGUGCGGGAGAGCGAGGGGGAGGAAGGAGGGAAGGAGGAUACUUGGGUUUUUCCUCUGGUUCAGAUGAAACCUCUGGGAAUACAGGUGGAUGAGCAGGUCACACAGCGUUUGCUGACUGAUGCAGGUCCCGGUGCGACGGUGUUUCUGACGUCGGGGUAUUUCAACCUGACCAGGGCCUACAUGUCGCUGAUUCUCGGGCUGGGCGCCGACUACCGGAUCCUCACCGCCUCCCCGGAGGUCAACGGGUUUUUCGGCGCCAAGGGCAUUGCCGGAGAGAUCCCAGCCGCCUACAUCCACAUUGCCAGACAGUUCUACAGCAAAGUGUGUCAGCUGGGACAGCAGGAGAGGGUUCACCUCCACGAGUACCACAGAGCACAAUGGACCUUCCACGCCAAGGGGUUGUGGUACUACCUACGGGGGCAAGUGCGGCCAUGCCUGACACUGAUUGGGUCUCCUAACUUUGGCUAUCGCUCUGUGCACCGGGACCUGGAGGCCCAGAUCGCCAUAGUAACAGAGAACCAGGUACUACAGGCCCAGCUGCAGGAGGAGCAGGAGAUGUUGUACCAGAGGUCUACCGAGGUGUCCAGCUCUACGUUCCAGCAGCCAGACCGCCACGUCAAACUGUGGGUCAAACUGCUUACUCCCCUCAUCAAGAACUUCUUCUGAGAGACACCUCCUAACACAGGAAGCAGACUGCGGCCAAUACCCACUUGGCAGGCUUCUCCUUGGUCUUGAGGUUGAAGGUCCAGGUGGUGGGGCCCCUCAUACAGGUCUUGUUGAUGGGACACUCCUCGUACACGUUCUUGGUCUCCUGAUGGUCCACCGGUACCGCCUUGAUGAAGAUCGGCAUGUUGGGGGUCAGCUCCUUCAGACGAGCGUCCGCUAUCAUCCCCAUCUGGGUGUCCCAGCGCGCCCCUGCACACACACUACCCCACACACACACUGUAUAAAGGGUUGAACUCUAAACAUAGAAACAUUUGUCAUCACUCCAUCCCCUGUGACUGACCAUUCAUCGCCACAUUGUGUGUAUCUACAAACGGAUCCCUUAGUUUACCAAUGCCUGAGAUAUAGUACUGAGUUUUUACUGCUGUGUGUUUUCAUUGAACUAUAAACAUUCUGUACAUAUAGACCAACAGGAGGAACUGUAGCACAGGAUGUUUUGUACAUUCAAUAAACUCUCAUUAGUUCUGUA